Messenger RNA from Paramecium tetraurelia, 384 nucleotides. RefSeq lists its product as uncharacterized. The record is from RefSeq and is a predicted model, not a curated record. The transcript has 3 exons. NCBI's taxonomy places the organism in Eukaryota, Ciliophora, Oligohymenophorea, Peniculida, Parameciidae.
AUGAAUACAUCCUCCAAACCAUUCAUUAUUAGACACAUACAAGAGAACUAUUUGGUGUCAUCUGAUUCAUCUUCUUUCGAUGCGAUUGUGGAGAAAAGAAUAUAAUUUGUGCAAGGAGCAAACACCUUCAUAGCAGUGAUGUUGAGUUAUGAUAGUUUGUAACAUGGAUUCCAAUUUUUCUAAUAUUAUGAUAAGUGUCUGUCAUAUGCGUAUAUGAUUGGAGCUUUGUUGAUAGGGAAUAUAUUUUGGAUUUUGUGUUCAAUUUUUGGGUUUUAUUCAAUCGAUGCCAAGAAUUCCCAGAAAAUUCAUAGGGGUAUUAUUUUGCAUUAUUGUGGGUUUUGUUUACAAGGAUUCUUGUCUAUGGAUAUAUGGCAUAUCAAAUGA